Homarus americanus (American lobster) is the source of this 1579-nucleotide messenger RNA. Its product is annotated as solute carrier family 35 member F6-like. NCBI's taxonomy places the organism in Eukaryota, Metazoa, Arthropoda, Malacostraca, Decapoda, Nephropidae. The transcript has 11 exons. Gene Ontology annotation, cellular component: intracellular membrane-bounded organelle; membrane. The coding region runs from base 260 to 1414 and encodes 384 amino acids. Gene Ontology annotation, molecular function: transmembrane transporter activity. The record is from RefSeq and is a predicted model, not a curated record. Gene Ontology annotation, biological process: transmembrane transport.
CUGCGGGAAGCAAACCACGACUUGGUGAUAGUCCCAGUGUGUAGCAGUGACGACCUUCUGUUGACGCUCAAGUUUGCUUCCUCCACUGCAAUAGUUUGUGGCACUACAUUAAACGAAAAUCAUCAAGACGCUCUACCUUCUGGGACGACUCCUAAGGCACCAAGACAUUAGAUUGUGCACCAACCUACAGUACCUUCCAGGACGACCCUCAAGCCACUAAGCCAGUGUAGCAACCUUGAGGGAUCUAGGUGGAGCCGAGAUGGGGUGGACCGGAAAACAAAUGGUCUUGGCUUUGGUGAUGGUUUUCACCGGCUCCAUCAACACCCUCACUGCCAAGUGGGCUGAUCGCAUCCAGUCGGUGAACAGACAAGGGCACAAGACCACCUUCAGUCACCCGUUCUUCCAGGCAGACUGCAUGUUUAUUGGGGAGAUGCUCUGCCUGGCGACCUUCUACCUACAGCUGAUGAUCACUCGAAGGUCUCAACGUGACACGGUAGAGAUGGCGCCUGACCCUCACCAGGUGGUGGACGUUCCCCGCUACAUCUUCUACCUGCCCGCCAUUUGUGAUGUCACUGCUACCUCCAUGAUGUACCUCGGACUGACGCUCACCUACUCCAGCUCCUUCCAGAUGUUGAGAGGUGCUGUCAUCGUGUUCACGGGGUUACUGUCGGUGGCGUUCUUAGGUCGUCGCCUCAGGUACUUCCACUGGCUGGGCAUCGUUAUCGUCAUCGGCGGCCUUAUCAUCGUCGGCUUCUCGGACUUCCUCGUCUCCGGGGAGGACAAAUAUGAUAUCAACGGCAUCAUCACCGGGGACUUGUUGAUAGUGGCAGCUCAGGUUUUUACGGCCACCCAGAUGGUUGUCGAGGAGAAAUUCUUGGCCAAGUAUAAAGCGCCGCCCCUGAUGGUUGUGGGCUGGGAAGGAGUGUUUGGGUUCUUGACAUUAUCGGUGCUGCUGGUGCCGAUGUAUUACAUCCCCGCCGGCAAGUUCAGCGGCAACGAGCGGGGGGUCCUGGAGGACGCCAUAGACGCCUUCGUCCAGCUGUCCAACAGUGGAACCUUAGUGGCUUCCAUCAUCUUAACCAUCAUCAGCAUCGCCUUCUUCAACUUCGCUGGCGUGAGCGUCACAAAGGAGUUCUCGGCCACAACCAGGAUGGUUCUCGACUCCGUUAGGACUCUUGUCAUCUGGCUUGUGACUCUCGCCCUCAGGUGGCAGACCUUCCAGUACCUCCAGCCAAUAGGUUACGUGGUGCUAGUAGUGGGGAUGAUGCUGUACAAUGACGUGCUGAUCCUCCCCUUCCUGCGUCGUAGAGGCUUAGUGCGGGACCAGCCCUCCGAGUCUGACAGCCAGCCAGUGAUAAAGUCAACGGACGAGGUAGACGGAGUUGACAACGGAGCCACAGUUGAACCCUUCUAACACCUGCACCACCUUAGAGAAGCAUUUUGUUAUUGUUCAGGAUCCUUUCUAAACUUCUUGCAUAUUAGGAGAAAAACAUUGUAAUUAUUUUCCCGUCAAAUUUUUGUAAUCAUUGAACUCAAAACAUGUAUGUGAUAUAAUAUAAAGUAUAUUCAUAAAUGUUAA